Molecule: messenger RNA, 1170 nt
Organism: Aphis gossypii (cotton aphid)
Lineage: Eukaryota; Metazoa; Arthropoda; Insecta; Hemiptera; Aphididae
Gene: Ak3
Product: GTP:AMP phosphotransferase AK3, mitochondrial
Exons: 3
Coding region: 319-996 (225 amino acids)
Biological process (GO): nucleobase-containing compound metabolic process
Cellular component (GO): mitochondrion; cytoplasm
Molecular function (GO): ATP binding; AMP kinase activity
Source: RefSeq, a predicted model, not a curated record
CGGUAGCAGCUGAUCGGCUAAUUAACAUGAUUUUGGAGGGCGAAUGUUCAACAGGUACGCACGUUUAUAAAUGAUAACGUCAUCCGUUUAUACUUUUAUAAUUUAUAGUUCAGUACUGUACACUAAUAUAACAUUAAGUUAAUUAGAUUUCCGGGUAGCAAAAGUGUUGCAAUAGGACAAAAAUUGUGAGUGCCAAAAUGCCAAUUUCGUAGCGACAACUGCAAGAUAAACUGCAUAAAACUGUGACAGCAAAACUGAAAAAAAUUGUUUAUUUAACUUAUUUUUUUUACGAUCUAAGUGAAGUUUAGUAAAACAAGUAUGUCAUCUACAAAAAGACUACUACAAGCUCUGAUUAUGGGUGCUCCAGGCUCCGGAAAAGGAACUGUUUCUGAACGUAUAGUUCGAUCAUUCGAUAUGCUACACAUAUCCAGUGGUGACAUACUACGGAAAAUGAUACGAGAGAAGACUGAUAUUGGCAUCCAAGUCAACAAAUUUGUGUCUAAUGGGCAACUUGUGCCUGAUGAAUUGAUGUUGAAAACUAUUGGUAGCGAAUUGAACCGUCUAUCGUCAACUGAUCGCAGCUGGCUUCUGGAUGGUUUUCCUAGGACCAAACCACAAGCAUUGAGCUUGUUCCAAAUAGCACCUGUACAAGUAGUUAUUAGCCUCGAUGUACCCUUUGAUAUUAUUAUCAAUAGAGUAAAAGGUAGAUGGAUACAUGCGCCAAGUGGAAGAGUCUACAACACAGAUUUUAAUGCACCCAAGGUGCCUGGCCAUGAUGAUGUAACUGGUGAACCAUUAAUGCAACGCGAUGAUGAUAAACCAGAAUCUGUUAAGAAGCGUUUGGAAAUAUAUUCUGAGAUGGCUGGUCCUAUUUUAGAAUAUUAUGCUGAGCAAAAUAUCUUAGCGAAAUUCUCAGGAAAAACUACCAAUGAAAUUUGGCCUCAAGUUUACAAAUACUUAGCCACCAAGAUUGAACCCAAGGAAAAACUUGCAUAAGAUUUAUUGGUAUAAUUGCAUCAUUCAAUGUUGUAAUUGUUGUUGUAAUUUAAUUGUUUCUAUAAUCAAAAACUUAUAUUAUAUGUUAUACUUAUUAUUAUAUAUUACUGACUAUACUGUUGUUACUUGAUACUUAUUUGGUGCUAUUCAAAGAAAUACAAAAUUUAUAAUUAA